AUGCAUUGUGAGCAACGCCAAGGGAAGUGCUUCGAAUGUGGUCAGGCGGGGCACGUUAGCCGUUAUUGCCCAAGGAAGACCUCGCCUGCCCCGUCCGUCGCAUUGGCUCCGACAACUCCGGGACAUUAUGGAGAAGCCCCACUUGUUGCCAUAUCUGCUGGACGUGCCAUGGAGCCGCGUCAGCCCGAGAUGACCCGGUCGGCCCUGAGUGGACAGGUGUUUGCCGCUCAAGCCGAGGAACCUAUCGAGGCUGAGGAGCGCAACGUCGUGGCAGGUGCAACUCAUUCAUUCAUUAGCCGACCCUUUGCACAAAUGCAUGGCAUAGACAUUCAGUUGAGUAGGAGUACUUGGCGGGUUGAAGCCCCCGAGCGUGCAUUCGUUAUUAGAAAGGAGUGUUUGGCUUGUCCGGUGCAAGUGGGCCACUGGAUUAUGCUGACACGGUUACUGGUGCUCAAGAGGUUAAAGAAUUUCGAUAUAAUACUAGGCAUGGACUGGCUCUCGAGAUACUAUGUGACCAUUGAUUGCAAAGACAAGUUGAUAACUUUUCGUGAGCCGGGACAAAAGGAGUUCACCUAUUGA
Ananas comosus (pineapple) is the source of this 579-nucleotide messenger RNA. RefSeq lists its product as uncharacterized. Lineage: Eukaryota; Viridiplantae; Streptophyta; Magnoliopsida; Poales; Bromeliaceae. The record is from RefSeq and is a predicted model, not a curated record. The transcript is spliced from 2 exons. The coding region runs from base 1 to 579 and encodes 192 amino acids. Gene Ontology annotation, molecular function: zinc ion binding; nucleic acid binding.